UAUCUGGAUGAAUUCAGUAAAUCAUUAGCUGCUGAGGUGCGUAUGCUCCUAGGUGAAGUCGGGAAACUUCGUGAAGAAAAGCGAGCUCUUCAACAUGAGAUGGGGUGGCUGUUAUGCAUGCGUAGCAAGUACGGUCCCGGUGGAGAGUUCGACCCCGAUUGGAAACCCACCGGCGGCCCUCUGGCAGCCCAAGCCGAACCGGCACCCCCUCCUGAGGUACCUCCUCCCAUGCCCAUGGAACCCCCUCGUACGGCCUGGCGUAACGUGACUGCGAGAACCUCCCGUGGAAGACGCCGCAGAGCCGAGUCGAACCCACCUCCGGAGGCAGUUCCGACGAUGGACCCGCGCUACCACCAAGCUGGAGGCUCUUGGGCUACAUGGCAGCGUAUGUCAUCUCCCGUGUUUAAGUGA
Molecule: messenger RNA, 411 nt
Organism: Stereum hirsutum FP-91666 SS1
Lineage: Eukaryota; Fungi; Basidiomycota; Agaricomycetes; Russulales; Stereaceae
Exons: 3
Source: RefSeq, a predicted model, not a curated record